UAUUGGACGUAUUCUAAAUGACGCGACACUUGGGUGUCGUGCGACACAUUAGUAUUGGUUUUAAAUAGGACUGUGUGACUCUCGCGUUAUUUGGAAUGCUCAUUGUAACGUAAGUUGCCAUAACGAAGACAUUUCUUCUACUUUGAUAAAACAUUAGGACUCUAGGACAGACAAAAGGCUAAACGAGGACGUCUGGUAACACUACAAUACAGUAUUACUUAUUGUCAUUGGCUUUUUCUAGUUUCCAAAAUGCAACAAAGAUUCUUGCAAUUGUCACCCGUAGUGUUUGAAUUUGUUAGACUGACAUCUAAUCAUUCUAUUAUUCUGGAUAUGAUAAAAGUCAAGUCGACUUGUUUUGAUGCACUUAUAGAUCCCAAAGUGAGGAAAAUAAGGAACAAACUUUUGUACUGCGAUUACAUUGAAAAUAAUAAAUUAAAAUACGGUUUUAAAAAAAAUUUUAGAAUAAAAUGCAAAUUAAAGUAUAAGUUUGAAAAAGAAUUAAAAAAUGAUAAAAGAGUUGCCUCAAUUGUAGCUACUAAAUUAGUAAGUAAAAACCUAUGUGUUCGGAAAGAACUUGAAUAUGCAAGGCUUCAUCCAAGGUUUAUGUUCAAGGAUGAGAGUAACAUGAAUAUAUGCUGUUCAAAUGAAAAUUCUACUUUCGAAUCAAUUAAAAAACAAUACACUCUUGAUGAAAAAGAAGUUAAGGAUUGCAUUAGUUACAGCAAUUUGAAUAGUAAUAAAAAACUCACUAAUGAGUUAAAAUUGCAGUUAUUGAAUACUACAAAAACUUAUUCUCACUGGAUGACUGAUUAUGAAGUGUAUAAUGAUGCUCUUCAAACAACUUCACACAAUUCAAAAUAUGGUACACCGAACCCUUACAGUCAAUCAAGUUCUAUUCCUUGUGGUGGUUGUGGAGCGUUAUUGCAUUGCAAAGAUAACAAUCUUCCGGGUUAUUUACCUUCUGAAUUGUAUGCACAUUCAAGCAAAGACGUUUUAAAAACAAUCACAUGUCAACGAUGCCAUUUCAUGAAGUACUACAAUACUUGUCUUUAUGUGAGACCAAGCAAUAAAAUUGAUCUUUUACCCAGAGAUUCUCCACAUUUCUUAGAUAAUAUAAGAGAUUGCCUAAAAGAAUCAAUUAUGAGAACUGGAAUUUCUAAAACAAAUAUUAAAUACAUUGGUCUUAUCUCAGCUAAAACUGGUUAUGGCGUGGAAGAACUAGUCAAUAAGAUGCAUACUAUUUGGCAGUACAAAGGUAAUGUGUAUUUGAUUGGCUGUACAAAUUCAGGAAAAUCGACUCUCUUUAAUACAUUGCUACAUUCAGAUUUUUGCAAAGCCCAAGCAGUUGAUUUGACACAAUUUGCAACAACUUCUUAUUGGCCUGGAACUACAUUAAACUUAUUAAAGUUCCCUAUUUUUAAACCUACAAGUCAAAGAAUUUUUGAAAGAAUGAAAAGAUUAUUGAGUGAUAGAAAAAAAGAUACUAUAGAUAAUCAAUUAAAAUAUGAAGAAUUCAGAAUUACCGGUAAAAUAGAAUUGACAACACUGAAAAGUCGUGUUACUCAUACUUUUAAAAAAAGGAAGGAAAAGACUGAAGUUAUUAAUCAAUUGAUGUCGAAGGAUGUUCCAACUAUUACGUCAAAGACAAAAAUUGGGUUAAAUGAUAUGUCAGAUGAAUAUAGAUAUGGUCAUUGGUGUUACGAUACACCAGGAACUAUCAACGACGAUCAAAUUCUUAAUAUAUUAACAACUAAUGAGCUUACUAAAACACUACCUGGUAAAAUUAUUUCCCCACGAACAUUUUGCAUGUGGGCCGACCAGACAAUAUUUAUUGCAGGACUGGGGAGACUAGAUAUUGUGGAAGCCUCUCACUUUAUAAGGUUAACGAAUAUAGAUUGUCGUGUUACUCAUACUUUUAAAAAAAGGAAGGAAAAGACUGAAGUUAUUAAUCAAUUGAUGUCGAAGGAUGUUCCAACUAUUACGUCAAAGACAAAAAUUGGGUUAAAUGAUAUGUCAGAUGAAUAUAGAUAUGGUCAUUGGUGUUACGAUACACCAGGAACUAUCAACGACGAUCAAAUUCUUAAUAUAUUAACAACUAAUGAGCUUACUAAAACACUACCUGGUAAAAUUAUUUCCCCACGAACAUUUUGCAUGUGGGCCGACCAGACAAUAUUUAUUGCAGGACUGGGGAGACUAGAUAUUGUGGAAGCCUCUCACUUUAUAAGAUGCACAGUGUUUGCCAGUGAACAUUUACCAAUCACAAUCUGCAAGGAAAAAGAUGCAAAAGAGGUGUACAAAAAAUUGAUAAAAACUGAAGCUUUCACUGUACCAUGUAAUGAUCAUAUUAGAUUAAAAAGGUGGCCUGAAUUAAAAUUCAAGGAAUUUGAAUUUGUAGGAGUUAGCCAAUUUGAAUCAUCUUCUGACAUAGUCUUAUCAAGUGCCGGUUGGAUAGCUAUUGCUGCUAGUUAUGAUAAUAUAAUCCGAGUAAAAGCUUGGACUCCACUAGCUCGUGGAAUUUAUUUAAGAUCACCUUCACUUUUACCAAAAUCUGUAAAUUUUCGAGGAAUAAGAAGAGUAGGAAGUCCAGCGUAUCAAUCAGGACAACAAAUCUACAUCAAUUAAAAUUAAUGUAUUUCAAGAUUCAAGUAUACAUAAUAAAUAAUUUUCUUACAAACAGUAUAUCCCCCACUGUUGCGUUAACGACAUGAACACUGUUUUCAUUAAUCUACUUUACAACAAAAGUUGUUUCAUACUGUAUUACAUGCACUUUUGGUACAUAAGCACCAGAUAAAAAUACAAAAUAAAGUGAGCUUCUUAUGA
Copidosoma floridanum is the source of this 2820-nucleotide messenger RNA. Its product is annotated as nitric oxide-associated protein 1. The record is from RefSeq and is a predicted model, not a curated record. Lineage: Eukaryota; Metazoa; Arthropoda; Insecta; Hymenoptera; Encyrtidae. Gene Ontology annotation, molecular function: GTP binding.